AUGAGGGUGAACAUAGAAGAAAACAACAAUGCCCCCAAGAGUCCUCACCAUAAGAAGGAUGGAGGAGAAGAAAUCCCUUUCGAUAAGCGCCGGAAAAUCGGCGGAGGAUCGAGGUUGACGGGCCCCACUGCUUCGAGUAGGGGGAGACGAGUGCUUUCCACUGUCAAUUCUAACAAUCAAGAUAGUGCUAGUGAUGUGGCAUCUGUUGCCGAGGCGUCGGAGAGUGUCGAAUUUACCAGGGAAGAAGUUGAGGCGUUAUUGAAUGAGAAGAUUAAGGGGAAGAAGUUUGAUCUUAAGGGCAAAUUAGAGCAAAUUUCGGAGUCCAACAAAAAGUUAAGGCUUUGUUUGAAAUGGUUUCAAGGAGUUGAACAGAAUCUCAAUCAGGAGCAGGAAAAGCUGCGUGAUUCAUUAAAUUCUUCAGAGAAGAAAUGCACGGAAAUUGAGAUUGGUAGCAAGAACAGGGAGGAUGAACUUAAUGCGAUCAUUGGAGAAUUGAGACAAAAACAGGCAGCUUUGCAGGAUAGAGUUGCAACAGAAGAGUCUGAAAAAUUGGAUGCAAUUGAGUGUCAUACUAAAGAAAAGGAAGUGAGAGUUUCUGCAGAAGCUUUGAACGCUUCACUUUCACAGGAGCUUGAGAAAACCCGUCAAGAAAAGUUGACUGCUGACCAAAAGGUAGUAUCAGUCAAUGAUAUGUACAAGCGCUUGCAAGAGUACAAUACAAGCUUACAGCAGUAUAAUAGCAGGCUGCAAACGGAUCUUGCAACAGCGAACACAACACUUCAAAGGGUGGAGAAGGAGAAAUCCACAAUUGUAGAGAAUUUGGGCACCUUAAGGGGCCACUACGCUUCCUUGCAAGAACAAUUAACAGCUUCAAGGGCUUCCCAAGAUGAGGUUGCAAAGCAAAAAGAGACAUUGAUGAAGGAAGUGAAUUGUCUACGAGGUGAAUUACAACAAGUAAGAGAAGAUCGUGACAGGCUGCAUUCACAAGUGCAACUCCUAACUAUUGAAAUAGAAAAAUAUAAGGAGAGUACUGGGAAGUCUGUAGCAGAGUUGGACAACUUGAUGAUCAAGUCAAAUGCUUUGGAGGAAACCUGCGCUUCGCAAAGGGAGCAAUUGCAUAGACUGCAGCAUCAGCUUGCUUCUGCAAAUGAAAAACUGAAGAUGGCUGAUCUUUCUGUGUCAGAAACAAGAACAGAGUAUGAAGAUCAAAAGCAAGUCAUACGUCAACUGCGAGAUCGUCUAGCAGAUGCAGAGCAACAGAUUAAUGAAAAGGAGAUGUUGAGGAGAAAGCUCCACAACACUAUUUUGGAAUUAAAAGGAAACAUUCGUGUCUUCUGCAGAGUGAGGCCCUUGUUGCCAGAGGAUGGAUGUGGUUCGGAUUUACCAGUUAUCUCUUAUCCUACCUCAAGUGAAGGACAUGAACAGGGCAUUGACCUGUUACAAAGUGGGCAAAAAUAUGCUUUCACAUUUGAUAAAGUAUUUACUCACGAGGCCUCUCAGAAUGAUGUGUUCUCUGAAAUAUCAGAGUUGGUGCAGAGUGCUCUGGAUGGAUAUAGGGUUUGUAUAUUUGCUUAUGGGCAAACAGGUUCGGGGAAAACAACACUGAUGGGAAGGCCUCAGUUUAUGGAUCAGAAAGGCCUUACUCGAUCUUUAGAGCAGAUAUUUGAGACUAGCCAGAGACUCUCAGCUCAAGGCUGGAAAUAUAAAAUGCAGGCAUCAGUUCUGGAAAUUUACAAUGAAUCAAUUAGGGACUUACUGGCGACUAAUCGAACAAGUUGGGAUGCUGCACGUACAGAAAAUGGUGUUCCAUUAAAGCAAAUAUGCUAUUAAGCAUGAUGCUAAUGGGAACACUUACGUCUCUGAU
Molecule: messenger RNA, 1864 nt
Organism: Beta vulgaris subsp. vulgaris (sugar beet)
Lineage: Eukaryota; Viridiplantae; Streptophyta; Magnoliopsida; Caryophyllales; Amaranthaceae
Product: kinesin-like protein KIN-14C
Biological process (GO): microtubule-based movement
Molecular function (GO): microtubule motor activity; microtubule binding; ATP binding
Source: RefSeq, a predicted model, not a curated record